AUGGGCAAGGACCGAGAUCUGCCGUUGGAUCAGAAGAAACGCAAGCUGCGCUUCGACGAUCCCGAGGUAUGCCGCUACCAUCUAGUGGCCUUCUGCCCGAACGAUCUCUUCCCCAACACGCGCUCCGACCUGGGCCCGUGCCCGCGCGUGCACGACGACGCGCUGCGGGAGGAGUUUAUGGCGUCCACUAAGGUCGCGCAGUUCGAGGCGGAGCUGUUAGCUUACCUGGAGCGGCUUAUAGCGGAUCUCGAACGCAAGAUCAAGCGGUGCCACGAGCGGCUGGACAAGGAGCUGCCCGCGGGGCAGGGCGCGGCGGUGCACGCGGAGCGGAUCAGCGCCAUCGGCGCGCAGGUGCAGGCGCUGCUGCGCCAGGCGGAGAUGGAGGGCGAGCAGGGCCUCGUGGACCGCGCACAGGCCACCAUGGGGAAGGUGGACGCACUGAACCGUGAGAAGGAGGCUCUCCUGCGUUCGCCAGUGGCGGACCCAAUCGCUUCCUCCGUUAUUCAAAAGGAGAAGCGCCUGCAGGUGUGUGAGGUGUGUGGAGCCAUGCAGGCCAACACAGACACAGAGAAGCGACUAGCCUCACACCUCGACGGCAAGCAACACCUCGGCUAUGCAAGGAUCCGCGAGACAGCAGAGAUGCUGAGGAAGAAGAGGGAGGAGGAGAGGGAGAAGAGGCGGACGCAGAUGGGGUUGAAUGAUGCAGUCGAGGGUAGGGAGGAGCGGCAGGAGGAAGGGAAGGAGGGCAAGGAAGGCAGCCAAGGGCGACCCGAGGUGAACGGGGAGCAAGGUGUAAGGGGCAAGGGUCACACCACUCUGUUUGUGUUCCUGUAA
This is a messenger RNA of Closterium sp. NIES-65, 834 nucleotides long. The record is from the annotation of a GenBank genome assembly. Lineage: Eukaryota; Viridiplantae; Streptophyta; Zygnematophyceae; Desmidiales; Closteriaceae.